Aegilops tauschii subsp. strangulata is the source of this 2082-nucleotide messenger RNA. Its product is annotated as WUSCHEL-related homeobox 12-like. Gene Ontology annotation, biological process: regulation of developmental process. The record is from RefSeq and is a predicted model, not a curated record. Lineage: Eukaryota; Viridiplantae; Streptophyta; Magnoliopsida; Poales; Poaceae. Gene Ontology annotation, molecular function: DNA-binding transcription factor activity; DNA binding.
CUGGGGUAGGUAGCUGAGGCGAGGCCGCAAGGGCGCCACGCCAUUAUAAGCAGCGCCACGCCAUAGCCAGAUCCAUAGGGUUCUUCUUCUUCUUCCCCGGACUACUGCUCCUCCACAGAUCGAAGCAACCUCCAAUCUCAGAUCACAUCAUCGGUCGCAGCUAGCUCGGUCGAUCUGCUCACCCAUGGCGUCCUCCAACAAGCACUGGCCGAGCAUGUUCAGGUCCAAUCCUGCUGCCUGCGACUUCCACCACCAGCCUGACAUGAGCAACACCCACACCAGACCCUCCUUGAUCUCCUCAGGGCUUGACCAGGAGACCACAAGGAGCCCGGGGGAGACGAAGCCGCGGUGGAACCCGCGGCCGGAGCAGAUCAGGAUCCUGGAGGGGAUCUUCAACUCCGGCGUCGUCAACCCUCCUCGCGACGAGAUCCGCCGCAUCCGCCUCCGUCUGCAGGAGUACGGCCACGUCGCCGACGCCAACGUCUUCUACUGGUUCCAGAACCGCAAGUCCCGCACCAAGAACAAGCUUCGCGCCGCCGCGGCCGCUGCCGCUGCCCAGGGCCAACAGCCUACCGGCGGUCGCGCCGCCGUGAUGCGCGCGUCCCUAGCGGUGAGGACGCCUGCGCUGGCUCCCGUGACGCCUCCGAGGCGUUUCCUCGCGCCGUGCGGCACGCUCCAGGCGCCGACCUCCUCGUCGUCAUCCUCCUCCGACCGCUCCUCCGGAUCCAGCAGGUCGGUCACCAUGAAGACGACGGCCAUGGCGUCUUCCGCGGUGGCCUCCCUGUCCCAGCCCAUGCUGCCGCUGUCGACCGCGGCCAUCGACCUGUUCGCCCCGGCACCUCCACCACUGACACCAUCGCCUGGGCUGUCCGCGUGCCAGCUCUACUACCAGCUGCAGAACCAUCCCAUGACAUCCAUGCCGACGCCGACGCCGGUGCGCGAGCUGGUCACCUCCACCCCGGAGCCUGCGCCGCUCCUCCCGCAGUGGCCGCCGCAGAGCCAGUGCCAGUACCUGCCAGCCACCGAGCUCGGCGGCUUCCUCGGCUCGCAUGGCCACACGCAUCCGACGGCGGUCUCCCCUGGCGCGCUCCUCCUGUCUGGCCUCUGCACCGACUCGGUGUUAGGGCAGCACGAGAUCGUGGACGACAUGAGCUGCUCCAAGCUGGGUCUCGGCGUCGGCGGCCAGUACCACUUCAACGUCCCGGCGGAUCCACCCUCCGACGCGGUGAGCGCCGUGAUUAAGGACGACGAGAAGGCCAGGCUGGGGUUUCUGCACCACUACGGCCUCGGCGCCACCGCCGGCGCGGACGUCAGUGCGACCGCCCUCCCAUGCACUCCGCCUAUCGGCAACGCCGCCGCAAGCUCUGCAUUCACCGAUCAGCUGCAAGGGCUGCUGGACGCCGGGCUGCUGACCGGAGGAGGCGCGCCGGUGCCAACGGCGACGGUAGUGGCCGUGGCCGCCGGGCGGCCGGGCGCCCCCGUGCAAUGCUACAGCGUGCCGGCGAUGGCGCGCAUGGACGUGAAGGCGCUGUUCGGCCCGGCGGCCGUGCUGCUCGGGCAGACCGGCGAGGCCAUCCCCGUCGACGGGGCCGGGGUCACCGCCGAGCCCCUCCAGAACGGCGCCUGCUACUACGUCCUGAUGUGAGUGACUCGCUGAAGAUCGAUCGCCGAUGCUGUGUACGUCUUGGGUCAAGGGCGCCGCGCGGGGGAAUUCCGGCAAGGCGAAUUACAGUUAUCUCUACCUAGUUGCUACAAGGAAAAAAAGUCCUUAUAUAUAGCUAGCUGCUAGUAUAUUUUGCUUUGGUCAGUAUGUGGAUCUAUUAUAGUUUCUAAUCGAGCGUCUUGUGUUAGUACUCUUAUUUUAGUGAGGAUCUCUUCUAACAUGGACAAUAGUGUUGGCUUAAUUUCCUGUUGCAAUAAGCUGCCCCAUGUUGCUAGUACUAUUCAGUGGUGGUAUUAAGAUUUAAGCAUCCUCUUAUAUUGUUAAAAGAAGAUUUAAAGUUGGCUAACAUGCAUGUAUGAGAUGAUAUGAACUUUGAUGAGAGGCAUGAGAAAUUAUUAAGUGUAUGUUUGGUUGGUGUA